UCUUUGAUUUAAUAAAUGUUGGUGUCUUUUUGUUUCAGUUCAAGAAGUAGAAGCCGUGACAGAAGAAGAAGUAGAGAUAGGCCAAGUCGAAGCAGACGUGACAGAUCCAGAAGUAGGUCACCAAUGUCAUCAAGGCGGCGACAUGAUGGAAACAGGGAUGACCCAGAGCCCAGCAAGUGUCUUGGAGUGUUUGGUCUGAGCUUGUACACACAGGAGCGUGACCUGCGGGAGGUGUUUGGCAGGUAUGGAGAAAUGGAGGAAUGCAAUGUUGUCUAUGACAGACAGAGUGGAAGAUCCCGAGGAUUUGCCUUUGUGUAUUACAGAAAUGUUGAUGAUGCUAUAGAGGCAAAAGACAGAUGUACAGGAUUGGAAAUUGAUGGCAGAAGAAUACGUGUUGACUAUUCAAUAACAAGAAGGGCACACACACCUACACCUGGCAUCUAUCUUGGCAAACCAACCAGCCGCAGUGAAAGGUAUGACGAGAGGGACCGUUAUGAUGAUGGUUACCGUGGUGGAUACAACAGAAGACGUUCUCCAUCCCCGUAUUACAGUAGACGACGUAGACACUCGUAUUCCAGAUCUAGGUCAAGAUCGUAUUCACCACGUCGAUCUUAUUACUGAAGGCUUGAAGACAGAAAAUGGAAGAAUAAAGCUUGAAGAUAGAAAAUUUGGAAAAGUUGUUUAUAGAUGAAAAAAAUAGAAGAAAAUCGGGGUAGAGGAUAAAAGCUGUCAGGGUUGAAGAUAAAACCUGUCAGGGUAGAGGAUAAAAGCUGUCAGGGUUGAAGAUAAAACCUGUCAGGGUAGAAGAAUGAAGAAUUAAAGUUAAAUAGGAGAAGUCAAAGUCAUCAAGUCUUUAGCUUAUUGAAGAUCUUGAAGAUGCUAGAAAUUGAGUAUGUGGCAUAUAUCAAUAAUUGGUAAGAACCAAAAAUGAGUCGGUGAAAGUCGUAGAAUAAAUAUUUUAGUUUUCAAAAAAAAAAAAGCAGUGUACAGAAAUUACUGGGAUUUGCUUUUUUAGCCUCGUUGAAAUUUAAUGCAUGAAUAUUUUUAGGUAUAAAUAAAAUUGGAUGUGGGUGUUUCUUAGAUAAAAAAAUUUUUGUAUACAUAUAUAAGGCAUUUCAUCGUUAUAUUUAUAUUGAAAAAGGUUUUGAAGAAAGAAAAAUGAGAAAAUUUUGGAUAGGAAGAUCAAUGUAGUCAGAAAUGAAGAGAAAUGCGAAGAAAUCUAGAAAAAAGGGUAGAAAGAAAAAGGAUAAAAGAAGUAGAAGAAAGAAAAAAGAAGAAAAGGGAGAAUGGUAAAAUAUUCAGAACUGUUUGUCAACAUAACUCGUUUCCCUAGUAUCUACAUAUUAACAAUAUAAAAUGGGUAAAUUUAUAGUAUUCAUCUGAACAAUUUGGUUUUGAUGAAUAAUAUAAUUAUGUCCAUUCAGAAUCUUUGUGAAAGUAUUAAGGAAAGGGCUUAUUUUCAUUUUGGGUUUCUGUCCUUUGUCUUUGGCAACACAGUCUAAAAACAUAGUCUUUAGUUAAUUAUCCAGUAUUUUCUUACGUUGACAGAUAGAUUUGAAUAUGAUCAGUUUUGUGUCUGUGCAAGUCGUUUAAAGAAAUAGUAUACCAAUUAAAUUUUUCAUGUGAUUGAAUAUUUUAAAUCUUAAAAAGAUAUGAUUGAAUAUGUUGACACUUUCAGCACCUGUUGAAAGUAUAUUUUUCAGCUGAUCAUCAGAAGAUUUGAAGAUACCUCUUUUUAUAUGUGUGAUGCUGUGGUGAACAUGUUCUUUUUUCAAAGUAAAUGGAAAGGAUUUUGUUUUUAAGUUUGGUUGGUUAAUUUCAGCACUCAACUGACACUAUUCUGUUCCUGCUUGUCUUUCAUUUUAUUUGAUAGAAAUGGCAUUGAUGCGUUUUGAAGGAUAUGUCUACAGUGAAAUGAAGAAAUACAUUUUAGGACAACAAUUGUUCUAUUAUAUACCAUUACAGUUAAAUUAGUAACUCUGGUUAGUAAAAAAGAGCAUUACCUUUGUCAUUUGUAACAUACAUGUUCAUGGUAUCACUGAUUUGAAGUGAUAAAAAUGUUUUGGCAGCAAGUGUAAAAUUUCUUUGUUUAGAAGUAUUUUUAUUGUGUACAAUGCUGUUUUGCAGGGUCUCAAUGGCCUGUGUCACGUUAUAGACAGCUCUGGUACCCUUCACAACAUGAUCAACAUUAUCUGUACUAGUUAUAUGUACCCUUGAUUUGACUGAUUCUGUUUAAUAAAUAGUAAUCACACUUGA
Mercenaria mercenaria is the source of this 2256-nucleotide messenger RNA. RefSeq names its product transformer-2 protein homolog beta-like. Gene Ontology annotation, cellular component: spliceosomal complex. The transcript has 7 exons. The record is from RefSeq and is a predicted model, not a curated record. Gene Ontology annotation, molecular function: RNA binding. Lineage: Eukaryota; Metazoa; Mollusca; Bivalvia; Venerida; Veneridae. Gene Ontology annotation, biological process: positive regulation of mRNA splicing, via spliceosome. The coding region runs from base 16 to 621 and encodes 201 amino acids.